Molecule: messenger RNA, 366 nt
Organism: Ostertagia ostertagi
Lineage: Eukaryota; Metazoa; Nematoda; Chromadorea; Rhabditida; Trichostrongylidae
Source: the annotation of a GenBank genome assembly
UAUAAUGCUCAUAUUAGGCAUUAUUUCAGGGAUAACUAUACUUUACAAAUCAAUCCCCAUUCUGCUGCCUGUAAUCCAGAUCACCUCUCUUAUUUCUAUUUCAUUGGAAAAGUUAUGGGCAUGGCUAUUUAUCAUGGAAAAUUAUUAGACGCAUUUUUCAUUCGGCCAUUCUAUAAAAUGAUGCUCGGCAAGAAAAUCACACUUUUUGACAUGGAGUCUGUCGAUAAUGCCUAUUAUAACUCGCUGAUCUAUAUUAAAGACAACGAUCCUGAAGACCUCGAGCUCACCUUCGCCGUCGACGAUUGCGUAUUCGGCGAAGUAAGUGUAGGGUUUCUCGAUUGCAAGGGGACAAUGAGUAGGUGUUAA